CACUCCAUCGAUCUUACCCACCAUGGCCCUUUCACAAACUGCAAGAAGGUUCUGGCUCGCGCUUUUCGGCGGCUCCGUUGGGAUCUACAUUGGCCUCCUUCCGUUGAGAAAGUACGAGAUUAUCAAGCGUGAGCCAGUUCCUCUCAAUGAGGACGGUACCAAGAAGCGCAUGCCAUUUAAUGUAAAGUUCCGCGAGGCCCAACCUUUGCAGUUGAAGCCGGAGUACGAGGCAGAAUAUCAAAAAGCCAAGGCUGCCGCCAUGGAAAAGGAGAAGGAGGUCCAGGCUAAGUUGGAGAAGGAGGCCCAGGCUAGGUUGGAGUAGGUACUACAUGGCUGUUCCGGACAUCCGCUUGUAUAUAUUUGGAAUA
Babjeviella inositovora NRRL Y-12698 is the source of this 368-nucleotide messenger RNA. RefSeq lists its product as uncharacterized. The record is from RefSeq and is a predicted model, not a curated record. Bases 23 to 322 code for a protein of 99 amino acids. NCBI's taxonomy places the organism in Eukaryota, Fungi, Ascomycota, Pichiomycetes, Serinales. The transcript has a single exon.